Molecule: messenger RNA, 1523 nt
Organism: Solanum pennellii
Lineage: Eukaryota; Viridiplantae; Streptophyta; Magnoliopsida; Solanales; Solanaceae
Product: cysteine-rich receptor-like protein kinase 10
Exons: 9
Coding region: 1-1521 (506 amino acids)
Biological process (GO): protein phosphorylation
Molecular function (GO): ATP binding; protein kinase activity
Source: RefSeq, a predicted model, not a curated record
AUGGUACAAGGGAAAAUUCCAGUUGUUAAAGAUGUAACCUCGGAAAGUUAUUGUCCUAAUGGAAAACUUGUUGUCCUUUGGGUUGACGAAUGCCUUAUACGUUACUCAGAUCAACCUUUAUUUGGUACAUAUUGUUUUUUAAAUACACAAAAUGUUAGUGAACCACAAAGGUUCUUAUCAGUUCUUGGAAAUGCGAUCAAUGAAUUAGUAGCAAGUGUGGCUGCAAAUGAGAAUAAUCGAUCGGGGAAAAUAUAUGCUUCGAAAGAAGCAAAUUUUCCGUCACUCGAAAGAGUUUAUACCUUUGCACAAUGCAUACCUAAUGUGUCUGUUUCUUCAUCUGAGAAUUGCCUGAGGACUGCUAUGGGAAGAGAGGCGGGAGAGUUUUGCUUCCGAGUUGUAACGUUAGAUAAAGUGGGAAUUGCAUCUGGUGUAAUUGUUGACAUAGUUGUUCCAAUUGCUGUCUCGAUUAUACUCUUCAUAUUCGGUUUCUGUUGGAUAAGAAGUAGAACAUCGCGAGAAUUCAUUAUUGUAGAAGAGAUUACAGAAAGUAAACAAGACUUUUUAAAUAGACAUUUUCCUUUUUGCUUGUGCAUAGAUGAAGAUGAAAUUUCAGCUGUUGAAUACUUGCAAUAUAACUUGAACACUAUUCGAGUUGCCACGACUAACUUCUCAAUCGACAAGAAAAUUGUUGAAAUAGGAUUUGGAGUGGUGUACAAGGGUAAACUUCUCGAUGGACAAGAGAUAGCUGUGAAGAGGCUAUCAAGAAGCUCGGGGCAAGGCAUAGAAGAAUUUCAACAUAGAAAUUUACUGAGGCUAUUGGGAUAUUGCUUGGAAGGAGAUGAAAAGAUACUCGUCUAUGAAUUCGUCCCCAAUAAAAGCCUCGAUUAUUUCUUAUUCGAUCUUGAAAAGCAGCAGCUACUAGAUUGGUUUAGACGUUACAAGAUUAUAGUAGGGAUUGUGUGUGGACUACUUUACCUACAUGAGGAUUCUCGUUUAAGAAUUAUACAUCGCGAUCUCAAAGCAAGCAAUAUACUGUUAGAUGCAGAAAUGAACCCGAAAAUAUCAGAUUUUGGAAUGGCAAGAAUAUUUGGAAUUGAUCAAAGCGAAGAAGUAACAAGUAGGAUUGUUGGGACAUAUGGUUACAUGUCACCGGAGUAUGCAAUGCAGGGGCAAUACUCUGUUAAAUCAGAUGUUUUUAGCUUCGGUGUUCUGCUUUUGGAGAUCACAAGUGGAAAAAAGAAUAGCGCGUUUUACCAAUUAGAUGGAGGUGAAGAAGAUCUUCUUAGCUAUGUUUGGAAGAAUUGGAGAGAAGCUACGCCAUUGAACAUAAUGGAUCCAACAUUCGCGGAAUCAUACUCAAGAAAUGAAGUGAUACAAUGUAUACACAUUGGAUUGUUGUGUGUACAAGAGGAUGUUAAUGAAAGACCUACAAUGGACUCAGCGGUGCUCAUGCUUAAUGGUGUAAAAUAUCUUAUAAUACAUGUUAUUGAAAAUCUAUAUUCCGUCUAUAUAGGUGAAUAAAU